Homarus americanus (American lobster) is the source of this 2088-nucleotide messenger RNA. Its product is annotated as 4-coumarate--CoA ligase-like. The record is from RefSeq and is a predicted model, not a curated record. Gene Ontology annotation, molecular function: long-chain fatty acid-CoA ligase activity. Gene Ontology annotation, biological process: fatty-acyl-CoA biosynthetic process; long-chain fatty acid metabolic process. NCBI's taxonomy places the organism in Eukaryota, Metazoa, Arthropoda, Malacostraca, Decapoda, Nephropidae.
GAAUGUGCGGUAACAGGUCGCGGGUACACGUACUCUCAGCUGGUGGACCGCAUCGCCAGGUGGGGCGGGAUGCUGACCAAACUGGGCAUCGAGAAGGGCGAUGUUGUAGCAGUGAUGAUGCACAACUACCCGGAGUAUCCCAUCGUGAUUCUGGGAGCUACAGCCAUCGGGGCUGUUGUGUCCACCGUGAACGUCUCCUACACUCCUGGGGAAGUCCAUGGUCAACUGGAAGACUGUGGUGCCACACUAGUAGUUGGGGACACAUUAACGGAGAAAACUCUUGCCCAAGCAAUUACACUGUGUAAGACACCUUCUGUUGUAGUGAUAAAUGGUCCUUCUUCUGCGUCUGGGGCUUUGGACUUACAACAGAUUAUAGAGGAUACGUCUGUCCCAUUUGCUGACCCCUUAGAGGUUUUCAAGGAGGACGUGGCAGUGAUGCCAUACUCAAGUGGCACGACAGGAAAAUCUAAGGGAGUUCUCAUCUCUCACCACGCUACCAUCUCCAGCAUGCACAUAGCCGCCAACCCCAAUUUCUUUUGGGGCUCCGAGACGACAGAUUGUAACCAAGAAUCCAUCCUGUGUUACCUCCCCUUCUACCACGCGUAUGGGCUUGUGCCUAUUAUGAUGGUGUGGCUUCAGAUGGGUGCCAAACUAGUCUGUGUACCAUGGUUCGAUCCCAACACCUUCGUCAGGGACAUUAGCCAGCAUAAGGUGAAAUAUCUGCAUAUGGUUCCUACUAUCCUCAACUUCUUGAACCAUUCCCCCACUGUCACCCCUGAGGCAAUGGCUUCUGUCAAGGCUGUCAUGUGUAGCGCUGCCCCUACCGCUCCCCCCGCCGCUGCCACCUUCAAGGACAGACUCGGGGGGAACAUAUUCUUCCAGGAGAGUUUCGGCAUGACAGAAGCGGGCUUGGUGUGUAACACAGCCAAAGGUCGAGAGCGGUUAGGAAGCUGUGGUCAUCUGCUGCCACAUCUGUCAGCCAAGGUCAUUGAUACUGUGACCGGGGAGGAGUUACCGCCCAACCAAGACGGAGAGAUUUGCUUCAAGUCGCCAGCGAGUUUGUCUGGAUAUUUAAACAACCCGGCGGCCACAGCGGAAACAAUUGAUAGUGAAGGAUGGAUUCACUCAGGAGACAUUGGUAGUUUCGAUGAAGAAGGAUUCUUUAGGAUUGUUGACCGAACCAAGGAGUUCAUCAAGGUUAAGGGAAAUCAGGUGGCACCGUCAGAGUUGGAGGGACUGAUCUUACAACACCCGAAUGUGGUGGAGGUGGGCGUGGUGGGUGUGCCGGACGACAGGCUUGGGGAGGUGCCGCGAGCUUACGUGGUCACCUCAGCACCGACGACACAAACCGAGAUUAAGGAGUUCGUGGAGCCGAAGUUGGCCCUCUUUAAGAGGUUGGCGGGAGGCGUCAUCUUUAUAAAUGAAAUACCUAAGACAGCCACUGGAAAACUGCUCAGGAAGGAGCUGAGGAAGAUGGCUCUGACGGCGUCUUGUGCACACGACACGAAGGAGAAAUCCCUGGACGAAACUCCCAUAAAAGAAGACAAACUGUAGGAUGAAAGCUGCUGGUACAAGGACAGUGUGGGCAUCUACAGGGUAUGGCAGCGUACAUAACCAUCCAGACAAUCACAUCAUCUUUUUUUCGACAAUCUCUUUACUUCACCACGAUAUUUUACACGAGAUAGAACUGUCUGGAUUUGAGAGUUUCAAGGGACUGCCUGAGAGGAAAGACUUCAAAAUGGUUCAGUAAAAACAACUAAAGUUCACUCCAAAGAGCCAAGGGGUGUUGCUGAUCAUAUAGUUAAUGAAAAUAAUGAAAUAAUUAUGACACGAUGGACUGUCAAUAAAAUAAUUUCAUUCAUAACAAAUUACGUUGACAGUGAACUACCAGCGAGGCAACACAGUACAGAAAAAAGAUUAUAAUUGAUGUUAGGUAAUUAUGGUUUGGCCCUAAGUUAUCAAUUUGUAGGUAGUAGGCAGCUACCAAACAGGGAGGUACUACCGCCUGGGAAGAUAUUGGAAGCAUACGUAUUGUGUUGUCUAAUGGAAGACCCUGCUGCCAUAUGUGACCAAGUCCCAGGUUGAUGA